Messenger RNA from Anisakis simplex (herring worm), 1449 nucleotides. Lineage: Eukaryota; Metazoa; Nematoda; Chromadorea; Rhabditida; Anisakidae. The record is from the annotation of a GenBank genome assembly.
AUGCACCAGCAAGCUCGUCAAAGUCAAGCUCAGGCUCAAGUUCAAGCUCAAGCUCAGGUCCAGCCUCACGAAGGAGCUAUCGCGUUGAGUUCGAGCACCAGCCAGGCUUCGGCCGCCCUUUGUAGAUCCUCCCUAUCUCCGUCAAGUCUAUUCACCACCCCAACACCGUCGUCUUCUUCAACUACUCAUUUCAAUGCCUCCCUACUGAAUUCUUCGCAUCAGUCACAAAUCCCGAGCCAAACUGCUCAAGCUCAAGCUCAAGCUCAAGCUCGAGGUCAAGCUCAAGACCAGCAAGACUCUCAGCAGCAGUCACAAACGGCCAUUCAACAACACCAUCAACAACAACAGCAGCAGCAACAUCAGCAAUAUAUUCUAUCGUCAUCGGGUUGUUCGCUAAGCUCGUGUCUAGUCGGUUCACUGAUGACCGGGAGCGAAGCUCAGGCUCAAGCUCAAGCUCAGGCCCAAGCCCAAGCUCAAGCUCAGGCCCAAGCUGGGGCUACAACUCAACCAUCGAAUUCGAAUCAACUGAAUCGACAGACUUUCCACAGUAUCCAGAGUAUUCAGUCUCUCCAAAAUCUACACCAACUACAAACCCUGCAACAGAAUCUUCAGGCCCAACAUCAGGCCGCCCAAGCCCAAGCUCAAGCUCAAGCCCAAGCCCAAGCCCAGGCUCAGGCUGAAGCUCAAGCUCAGGCAGCCGCUCUGGUGGCUCAAAAUCUACGAUUAGCUAGUCGAGAUCAACAGCAGCAGCAGCAGGCUCGAGAUCAAGCUCGUGAUCAGCAACAAUCUGGUGAUCGGCAGCAAUCAGGCAGCAGCAAUUCAACUGAUCAGUCGGCAGGCACCGCAUCAGAUUCAGCACUUCAAUCUCAACAGCAGCAGAUGCAGCAACUCAACUACCGUACCCAACAACGUUCUCAGUCGCAUCAACUCGCCGAAAGCCUAAAUAAUUCGUGCCGAAACCUGAAUUUACUCCAAACCCAGUUGGCUCUAACCUCCAGCUCAACUAACAGUAAUAAUAAUAGUAAUAGUAAUACUAAUAAUAACAAUAACAAUAAUAAUAGUAAUGAUAACAGUAAUCUACGGAUUACAUCGCCAAGCAGCCUGUCCACCCCGUUAGCAGUGUCGGCAGUCUCGUCGGUAAUUCGGUCGGCUUCAGCCGCUUCAACUUCAACCUCGACCUCAGGCUCAGCUUCUGGCUUGGGUUUGGGAGCGGCGACCUUAGGGUCGGGUCUACGUCUCGGAUCAGGUUUGGGUUCGAGUUCGGGCUCUGGUUCGGGCUCGGGCUCAAGUGCCGGCUCGACGUCGCAAGCGCAGAUCUUGGCAACGAGUCCAACGCAUCAGCAGCAUCAUCACCAUAAUCAUCAGCAAACAGCGGCGGCAAAUAUUGAUCUGGCGAAUUUUGGCUUUGGGGCAUUUCAGGUGAGCACAAAACUUUCAUUAAUUAAUUAA